UGUAGGAAUGGAGCAUUAUCAUUUAUUAUUAUUUGGAUGAACAGAGUGUGUGAAGAAAGGAAGAAAGCAUCGAUUGUCUAUGAAAGGAAGUUUGACGGGAUGAAUGGAGGAUUUACAAAAUGCAGUUGUGCUCAAACAUAAAUUAUUUUAUAAAAGAUGUUGUAACUAAAAUAAACCAGAUUCAGUGAUUAAAUCAGCUUAGUUCUCAUUUCCGCCGCCUGGUCCCACAAUUUUGGGGGCUCGUCCGGGAUCGAGCGUGGAAAUGAGAAAAAAACGACGCGUGAUGAGCACACAGGACGACGACGGCCAUUAAAGACGAAGACGAAAAUACGACGAAAUAAAUUGGAAAAAGUGAUUGGUGACAAAGUUGGUCGCUAGUCACUAAAUAUUUGAAGACGAAGACGAAAAAUGACGACGCAAACAAGAAACGACGGAAGAAGUAACGCGAUGCUUGGUAGCAUGGUGUCCAACGACAAAUUCUGCGGAAUUACAAAAUUCAGUGGAGAAGAUAAGACAUAUUCUUCGGCGAAGUGGGCCGCCGAUAUUGAAGAUAAUGCCGAAAUAUUUGGAUGGAGUGCCCGGCAGAAACUCAUUGUAGCUCGACAAUCGCUCGUUGGUACGGCUCAGUUGUGGCUGAGAUCGGAGGAGACGUACAAAACAUUCGAGGAACUAAAUGCCGCCUUACAAAAUGAAUUUCCUGAUGAAUUAAAUAGCAAGGAAAUGCACGAGCAUAGAUACCCAGAAGAAGAAAAUGACAGCCAUAGAUGCAAUUCAGGUGAAAAAGAACUGAGUGACAGCCCAGAAAUGUCAAACAAAAACAGUUGCUUCCAAGACAUUGAAAACAAACAAAGAUUUCAGAAUGAAAAGGAGAAACAGAUUUUUUUUUGCGAAAAACCUGUAUACGAUACGGAUUGUGAUUCCCAUAUUGUAAAAAGCGACGAUGAUAUGAAGAUAAUGAAAGAUGCACCAAUUGAUAUGACGAUCAAUCUCAUUUAUGAUAUCCCUGUAGUACAGCGGUUGACGCGUAUAUCAUCGAUGGAACAGAAGUUAGCGGAGGAAGAAGUAGUAGAAUGGUUGAGGGAGAGUAUCAUUGAAGAACGUUACUCAGCAUAUUCUAGUCCUCUGGUGCCGGUGACAAGGAGAAAGACAAGGAAGGUGAAAAAGUUUAGAAAUCAAGUAGUACCGAGGCGAAGAAGGAUAAGAAGGCGAGUGACAAACGAGAGAUUAAAAAUAAGAAGAGAAUCGAUACACGAGAUUAAAAAGAUGAAAGGAAAGAAAGAAAAGAAGAUGAAAAGAAAGAAGACAAGAAAGAAGAAAAGAAAGGAAGUGAUAUUGGGAGAAAGAAAGAUAAAAGUGAUGAUGAACGAAUGAUGACGAAUGUGUGUGUUUUAAGUUGUAAUGCCGUAUUUGUUUAUUAUUAUUAUUAGUUAAGGUGUAAUGCCGUAUUUGUUUAUGUUUAUUAGUUAAGGGGUUAAUCAUUUAAGUUGGUUUAAAUGCACAUGCUGAGGGCAGCAUGUAAGCAGGAUGGCCGAGUUGUAGGAAUGGAGCAUUAUCAUUUAUUAUUAUUUGGAUGAACAGAGUGUGUGAAGAAAGGAA
Molecule: messenger RNA, 1596 nt
Organism: Plutella xylostella (diamondback moth)
Lineage: Eukaryota; Metazoa; Arthropoda; Insecta; Lepidoptera; Plutellidae
Source: RefSeq, a predicted model, not a curated record